Molecule: messenger RNA, 807 nt
Organism: Olea europaea var. sylvestris
Lineage: Eukaryota; Viridiplantae; Streptophyta; Magnoliopsida; Lamiales; Oleaceae
Product: UDP-glycosyltransferase 71A15-like
Exons: 2
Coding region: 1-807 (268 amino acids)
Molecular function (GO): UDP-glycosyltransferase activity
Source: RefSeq, a predicted model, not a curated record
AUGUAUAUAAAUCCGAUUCCUGGUAAAGUGUUUCCAUCUAGAUUUUUUGAUGAGGAUGGUUUAACUAUGCUCCUCAGCAUGGCAAGAAGGUUUAGAGAGACCAAGGGAAUUCCAAUAAACACCUUCUUGGAUUUAGAAGCAUAUGCAUUGAAGUCCCUCUCUGAUGAUGAUAAGAUCCCGCCGGUCUACCCAAUAGGCCCGAUACUUCAUGUUAAGGUGAAAAGUGAUGACAACAAAGAUUGUGAAGAGAUCAUGGAGUGUUUUGACGAACAACCUUGUGGCCACCGGUUCUUGUGGUCGUUGAGAAAGCCUCCUCCUAAAGAUAGUAUCGAGGAUCCAUCAGAAUACGAAAAUCCUGAAGAAGUAUUGCCAAAAGGGUUCUUGCAAUGCACUGCAGGAUUCGGGAAGGUGAUAGGAUGGGCACCACAAGUAGCCAUUUUAUCUCACCCUUCUGUGGGAGGCUUCGUGUCGCAUUGUGGGUGGAACUCGACUUUGGAAAGUGUUUGGUGUGGAGUGCCAAUAGUAGCAUGGCCAAUGUAUGCCGAGCAACAUGCUAAUGCGUUCGAGUUGGUGAAGGACUUGGGAAUUGCUGUGGAGAUUAAGAUGGACUAUUGGAGAGGCAGUGAUCUUAUUGUGAAGGCUGAAGAAAUAGAGAAGGGAAUCAGGCGCCUAAUGGAGCCUGAGAGUGAAAUGAGGACUAAGAUGAAACAAUUGAAGAACAAGAGUAGAAUGACUUCGAUGGAAGGUGGGUCGUCUUACAAUUUCUUGAGAUGUUUCAUUGACAAUGUCAUCGAUAACAUUGCAUGA